GCUGCGACAGACCUGGCCCAGCCCUCUGGGAACCCAGGAUGGGGACCUCGGCUGGGGCCCUGUCCUCCCUCCUGCUGGGAAUGAUGCUCACAUACACCCCCGGGGCCCUGGGUGCCAACCCUGGCCUGGUCGCCAGGAUCACUGACAAGGGCUUGGAGUAUGUGGCCCAAGAGGAGCUGGUGACUCUGCAGAGUAAACUGUAUGAUAUCACACUGCCCGACUUCAGUGGGGACGUCAAGAUCAAAUACAUCGGCAAUGCGCACUAUGAAUUCCACAGCCUGGACAUCCACAGCUGUGAGCUGCUCGGCUCUGCUCUGAAGCCCCUCCCCAGCCACGGCCUGCAUUUCUCCAUCUCCGACUCCUUCAUCAGAGUCAAGGGCAAGUGGAAGGUGCGCAAGCGGAUACUGAAACUAGACGGCUCCUUUGACGUGAAGGUCAAGGGCAUCACCAUUUCAGUCAAUCUCCUCUUGGGCAGCGAGCCCUCUGGGAGACCCAAGGUCGCUGUUUCUAGCUGCAGCAGCCCCAUCCAUGAUGUGGAGGUGCACAUGUCGGGAGAUUUGGGGUGGCUGCUGAAUCUCUUCCACCAUCAGAUCGAGUCCAAGUUCCGAAGAGUAUUGGAGAGCAAGAUUUGCAAAAUAAUCCAGGACUCGGUGACCUCUGACCUACAGCCUUAUCUCCAAACUCUACCAGUCACCAUGGAGAUGGACAUUUUCGCUGGGAUUGAUUACAGCUUAAUGGAGGCCCCUCAGGCAACAGCGGAAAUACUGGACGUGAUGCUUAAGGGUGAAAUUUUUAGCCGUGAUCACCGCUCCCCGGUUGCCUUCCUUGCUCCUGUCAUGAGCCUUCCUGAGGAACACAGCCGAAUGGUCUACUUUGCCAUCUCUAAUUAUGCCUUCAACACCGCCAGCCUAGUUUAUCACAAAGUGGGAUACCUGAACUUUUCCAUCACAGAUGACAUGGUUCCGCCUACUUCUAACAUCCGACUGACCACCAAGUCCUUCCGUGCCUUCUUCCCCCGGUUAGCCAGACUGUACCCCAACAUGAACUUAGAGCUCCAAGGCACAGUGGUCUCUGCCCCGUUCCUGAACUUCAGCCCUGGGAAUCUGUCCUCAGCUGCCCAGUUGGAGAUUGAGGCCUUUGUGCUCCUGCCCAACUCCGUCAAGGAGCCUGUCUUCCGGCUUGGUGUGGCCACUAAUGUGUCUGUCAUGUUGACCUUCAACGCCAGCAAGAUCACUGGAUUCCUGAAGCCAGCAAAGAUGCAAGUGGAACUGAAAGAAUCUAAAGUUGGAGUAUUCAAUGUGGAGCUGUUGGAGGCGCUGCUCAAUUACUACCUUCUCAACACCCUCUACCCCAAGGUCAAUGAUAAGUUGGCAGAAGGCUUCCCCCUCCCUCUGCUAAAGCGUAUUCAGCUCUAUGACCCUGUUCUCCAGAUCCACAAGGACUUCCUGUUUUUGGGCACCAACGUCCGGUACCUGAGAGUUUGAGGACAGGGCGAAAGACAGGGCUUGGGGGCCACAGCUGGAUUGCCAAGUUGCAUUUCCAGAUGUGCAGCAUAUUCCUGGAGAUUCUGGGAGGAUGAAGACCAUUUCUGUUAUCAGCUCUGGGGGCCUGGCCUCGGUCCUCACACUCCUCCUUUUCAGCACGUAUACCCACACCCCCUCUAACUCUGGACUUUACUUUCCCACCAGGACGGACCGUCCUCCCCCACUAGCCUGUACUAUCUUUAAGGGCAGGCACUGUCUUUUUUAUUCACCAUCGGAUCCCUGUGCCUAGCAGAGUGCUUGCACUUAGUAGGUCCUCAAUAAAUAUUUAUUGAAUGGCUCAA
Messenger RNA from Eubalaena glacialis (North Atlantic right whale), 1825 nucleotides. RefSeq names its product lipopolysaccharide binding protein (gene LBP). The transcript has 15 exons. Lineage: Eukaryota; Metazoa; Chordata; Mammalia; Artiodactyla; Balaenidae. Gene Ontology annotation, biological process: defense response to Gram-positive bacterium; lipopolysaccharide-mediated signaling pathway; macrophage activation involved in immune response. The record is from RefSeq and is a predicted model, not a curated record. Gene Ontology annotation, molecular function: lipopolysaccharide binding. The coding region runs from base 39 to 1484 and encodes 481 amino acids.